AUGAUUGACUUGGAGGAGAUUCCAGUUUCCCUGAGUUCUGGUGGUGAGGAUCCUGGUAAGGAGCCAGCAGAAUCAGUCACGGAAGUUGAAGAUGAAAUAGGCAAAAGAGAGGCACAAAACAACUGUGUGACGAGACUGCGAUCUAGUCUUCAAGUUGUUUUGAUUGUUAUUUUGGGAGUACUUCUUUGUGGUGUAGCCGGUGCCCUCAUUGCUCAACUGAACAAACAGCAAAGUCUGACAGCAGAAUUACAGCAUAUGGCACACAACACCAAGAAGCUGCAAAUGAAAAUCACUGAGCUGCAGCAACUUCUUAACUCCACUCAUCAGAACUUCACCCCUCUGGGAAGUGAGUGUGGCCAACUGAAGCUGCUUGUAAACACAACACGGUACAACCUCACCUUGUUGUCUGCUGAAAACACACAGCUGGGUCUGCUCUUGAAAAACAUAUCGCAAGAAAAAUCCCAGUUACAAGUGUUGAACAAAGAACUUAACACAGCUCUAAAUUCAACCUCUGAGUACUGUGACCUUGUGGAAGAUGAGAACAGAAAACUUAACCUCCUUCUGAAUGAAUCGUUGGACAUCAUCACCAUGGUCUCUGCAGAAAGCAAACAGUUGCGCCUGCACUUAAACAAGGAGCAACAAACCUCCAAGCAGUUGGAAGCAGAAAACAAACACCAGCGGUCAAUCCUGCUCUCUGACAGACUGUCCUUCCUCUGGAGAUUCUGCGACAAGGACACGCUGCAGUGUUCCCGCUGCCUUCCUGGCUGGGUUGAGCAUGCUUCACGUUGCUUCUUCCUGUCCCAGGAAACAGAGAAGUGGGAAAAAGCUCGCAAGAUAUGUCUUGACUUGGGAGGUGACCUUGCUGUUGUUUUGAAUGCCAAAGACCAGGCAUUCUUGACUAACAUGACUUUUCAGUUUAAACAGCAGCACCCGGAGGUAUUAUUCCAUUCAGCGUGGAUUGGGUUGCAGGACAUGGUGAAGGAGGGUACCCACAUCUGGGUCAAUGGCAACAGAAUCCACAGAAAUGUCAUUUACUGGAAGCCCAUGGAGCCAAACAACGCCAUGGCCUCCUGGGACACAAGCCAGGCAGGACAGGACUGUGUUGCCAUUGUCCCGCCAUCAAAAAUUGGAGAGAAGAACUGGUUAAAGUCCUGGGAUGACAUUGUCUGUGGUGGCAAGAGGCACUUUUUGUGUGAGACCAUGGCUCUAAAUUUGACAUGA
Plectropomus leopardus (leopard coralgrouper) is the source of this 1221-nucleotide messenger RNA. NCBI's taxonomy places the organism in Eukaryota, Metazoa, Chordata, Actinopteri, Perciformes, Serranidae. The record is from RefSeq and is a predicted model, not a curated record.